This is a messenger RNA of Neomonachus schauinslandi (Hawaiian monk seal), 666 nucleotides long. RefSeq names its product deleted in lymphocytic leukemia 7 (gene DLEU7). The transcript is spliced from 2 exons. The record is from RefSeq and is a predicted model, not a curated record. NCBI's taxonomy places the organism in Eukaryota, Metazoa, Chordata, Mammalia, Carnivora, Phocidae. The coding region runs from base 1 to 666 and encodes 221 amino acids.
AUGGCUAGCCCUGCGCCCUUAGUGGCCUCCAUCAGCCACCAAAUGGUGGCUCUGCAGACUCUGCAGCUGCUGCAGCAGGAGUGGGGCUGGGGGGACGGUCCGGGCGACCCGGGGAUCCCGCGCGAUCCAGACCACGUGUCCGCUGCCCCAGCGCGUCGCACAGGCCCGCGGAGGGCCCGGCCGGGGCCCGGGCGCGAAGAGGGGGGAGGGCGGCGGGGGGCCAGGAGUGGCGGGUCUGGGGCGCGGGCAAGCUCCCCAGAAGUAGAAGUGGUUCGAGGCGCCGAAGGGGGCGCGGAGCUGCUGCCCUUCCCCAGGGGUCGGGGGCCCUGCACCCUGGCCCAGAUGGCGAUGCGCAGCGCGCUGGCCCGCGUGGUGGACUCGACCUCGGAGCUGGUCAGCGUGGAGCAGACGCUGCUGGGCCCCCUCCAGCAGGAGCGGUCCUUCCCCAUCCAUCUGAAGGAUAGUGUUGAGUUUAGAAACAUCUGCAGUCAUUUGGCUCUACAAAUUCAAGGACAACAGUUUGACAGAGAUUUGAAUGCUGCCCACCAGUGUUUGAAGACAAUAGUCAAGAAGCUGAUUCAGUCACUUGCUAAUCUUCCUUCAGAUGCCCACGUGGUAGCCUGUGCUUCUUUGAGACAGAUCUUACAGAAUCUCCCAGACAUAUGA